This is a messenger RNA of Rubroshorea leprosula, 649 nucleotides long. The record is from the annotation of a GenBank genome assembly. NCBI's taxonomy places the organism in Eukaryota, Viridiplantae, Streptophyta, Magnoliopsida, Malvales, Dipterocarpaceae.
AUUCCCUUAGCCAUUCAAGAAGCCAUGACAGGAACUCCAGAAUCGUGCAGCUGUCUUUGCUCAGAUCUGCAAAAAAAGGAGGUUAAAUCUUGGAUUUUUUUGGAUCUACGGCAGGGAGAGGAGCGAUGAAGAUCAACGGUGAUCAGGAGGGGUUAGGGUUUGCUUUUUCUUUGUAUAAAUAGGGAUUGUAAUCUGAGUUUCAGGGGUAAGUUUUGAGAGAGAAGAGGUCUGAGAGCUCUACCUGCUGCUAUUGUUGAAAUCGUGUUUUCCUUGAGCAAAAUUUCUGACAAACACAACCAAUGGAGAAGGCUUCUGUAAAGAUGGCGUUUUUUAUUUUCCUGUUAGCCACAGGUUUGGUUUUUUCAGCGAAAGCAAUACCUGUGGGACUGAAGUGCAGAUUUCCUAUUGAAUGCAAGAAUAUUAUGUGUCGGCCGGGCGUCUCUGCUAUGUGCAGUGGCGGCGAUUGUUCUUGUCCACCUGGCCUGUCGACGACGAAGGGAACGUAAUUAUGGAGGAACCCUUUGUUGUUUUUGCUUCUGUUCAUACUCUUUGUGCUUCUUGUUUCUCCCAUGAUUGGGAUGGAUAUUUUGUUUAUCAGAUCAACUUUUGUAAGGCCUAGUUUAUCUAUUUAUAAAAUUUCCUAUUUGCA